Molecule: messenger RNA, 4684 nt
Organism: Vespula vulgaris
Lineage: Eukaryota; Metazoa; Arthropoda; Insecta; Hymenoptera; Vespidae
Exons: 12
Coding region: 886-2079 (397 amino acids)
Cellular component (GO): nucleus
Molecular function (GO): RNA binding
Source: RefSeq, a predicted model, not a curated record
UCGAGUCAGUCUGCGUCCGCCAGUCGUCGCGACGUCCUCGCGAAACCGUCGAUUCCCUCUUUGCGACUAGCUGGCCCUCCUCCUCGUCGUCUUACGACUCCUGCGUACAUCAUAGAAUUUUCAAAUACUUUAAGAGGCACUUCUUGCUUUUUACAAUUUUCGACAAAUUUCCAAUAAAGUAAUUCUCAUACUUUCCUCUUGAUUAAAUUCGAAAGAGAAAGUUCUUCGAGUGGUAUUCGUUAAUCGUUUGCUCUAUCUUUCUCGGGAAAGUGUUGAAGAAGCUACAUAUAAUAAUAUAUUUUAUUAUUUUGACGUUUGGAAAAAAGCAUCGCCGAGACUAGAAGAUACAGAGAGACAGUGAUAUCGGUGAGAUAUAAGAGAAAGUGAAGAUAUAAUAUCGAAAGAGGGAAAAGAAAAAGAGAAGAUUUUUCUUUCACGGAAGAUAAUAUCGACUGUUUUCGAAAACUCUGCCCUCUAGAACGCUCCAUUUUCUCUAGCUUUUUUUUUCCUUCGACGACGUAUAAACUUCCUUAGCUUUUACGCUCUUAUCGCAUUCGUAUAAAAAGCGGUGACUUUUGAAGGAACUUCGGUAAGCGGAAACUCGGAUAUACCGUGCACGCUCUUUGAGAGCUUUUCCCGAGCAUCCAGAGUCAGUUCGAUCGUUGCUCCAUUCGAAGACGACGUCGACGACGACGGAUGGGUCCCCCGUUUUGAUCUCCCAUCGAAGAUCUGCUAUCCCUCUGCUACUUUCUGAUCCGGUUAUAUAUUUCUUGGACGUUAAGAAUUUCCUUUCGAGAGCUCGAUCGAGCAAAACCGGCGCGUGCGUUGUCGGCCGUGUAUGUCCGAGCUCGGCGAUUCGCAGAAAACGGUGAGCGCGUCCUCUGCAUGACAACGGGAGUAACAUCAACAGCGAUGAAGAUGAGCAAAGUGGGCAAUCAGACGAAUUCGCAGGACCCACAGGCAGUGAAUUCCCGGGUGUUCGUCGGCAAUCUAAACACGUUUCAGUGCAGUAAGACCGAUGUGGAGCGAAUGUUCCAACGUUACGGUCGUCUCGCCGGGAUUUCCAUGCACAAAGGAUACGCCUUCGUGCAAUUCACGAAUCCCUUUGACGCACGCAGCGCCUGUCUUGGCGAAGAUGGCCGUACCGUUCUCAGCCAGAUACUCGACGUCAAUAUGGUAGCCGAGCCGAAACCUCAUCAGACCGGCCGAAAGCGUCAGAAUGUUACCAAAACUGGGAACGAUUGGGACUACUACUACGACAGUUACUAUGCAUCGACCGCUUUUCCGCCUCGUUUGGCACCGCCUCUGAAAAGACCCCGUUUGAUGCCACCGGCCCGAUCCCAACAUCCGAAGCAACAGAAACAACAGCCGAGCAACAAUACUGCCGCUGUGCCGGACUUGAAUCAACUCAAAGUAUACAGUAAUCCAGACAUACUUAUAUGCGGCAACUGCAGGGAAAUGUUCACCGAUCUCGGGGAGCUGCUCGAACACAAGCGGAACUACUGCAAACUGCGGUUCACAUGUAAAUGUCACACCUUCAACGGAGCCGCCCCAAGAGACUCCACGACGGCACUGCUCUGUGUGCUUUGCAAGGUGUCCUUUCCAACGGCAUGGGAACUGAUGGUUCACGCUCAAGCUGCUCAUAUGAUAAACAUCUACGAACUUGGUACACGGCCACAGAGUCCAAGAUCAACGCAGAGUCCACCACAAAGUCCGAGCCAGCACGCCAAGGAAUCGUCGCCUUCGCCUCAGGACUUUCAAGAGAUCAAAGCCACGGAUUGCGAGGAACGCGUCGAAGAGGAGGAUCUUGACGGGCAUGAACUAAUACCAUCCCCUGACAGUGGCAAGUCAACGGACAACGAGGCCGCUCUAUCUCCGAUCAAAAUACGAUCCGACGUUAAUGGCCUGGAUCACGAGGAUUGCGACGAAUUGAUCCAGGUCGAGAACACAGCUCAGGCCUGCAUCAUGCACGCCCUUAGCAUCGACUCGUCGUUGGAGCUCAAUUCCGACACGAACUCGAGGGGAAGUUCUGGCCCGGUCAUGGCGUUGACUAAUGGAUCCUUGUCCGCAAAGGAAUAAGUCAGAAAGAAUUAACCAAAGGAAUAUGGUCUUCCCUUACCUAGGGAUUCCCGAACCAACGCCACCAACGAGACAUAUCGAUCUCCUUUUAAGGAUAUACAUGCAUACAUACAUACACUUAAACAAAGAUAUACACACAGAGAACCGCCAUGUAUAUAGCUUAAAUGCCUAAGAAAUAAUUCAGGGUCGUUCCAUGCCAUAUACUCAAACCCAUCUUGGACAUUGCGGAUUUUCGGUAUCAAUCGAGAAGGAGUCGAGGAAAGGACCGGGUAUGAGAAGGUGAAAUAUUAUCAGGAGAAUUCGAGACUAUCGAACAAAGAUCAAGCGUUUUGCCAUCUUCCGUUGGAAUUUCGAUGUUCGACUCCUAGGCAGUUCGUGAUUCUAGUCAAACACAUAUACGCGCACGCAGACACAGAGAGAGAGAGAGAGAGAGAGAGAGAGACACCUACAUUAAUAAAUGACGAAUAAAGGAGAUUGUUCUCUAAAAGUCUAGGAGUAUUUUAUCGGACAUCGAAAUGCGACCUACUCAAAUUUUACGAUAAAGGAAGAAAAUAGAGAGAAAAGCGAAAUUUGAUUCACGAUUAGAUCUUUCUUGAAACGUUUCAUCGUUAAAACGUGGCCCCUCUCAAAGAAAAAAUUCGAUGCAUUAGUAUGACGGCUCCCAUGAAAAUGAUCGAGUAAAGAAAGAGGAAGAAAAAAAAAGGACAACGAUUUGUAUCUUCAACCUAGAAUCGAAUGUUUCUCAUCUGUGAUAAUAUUGUGAAUCGCCUUGCUUUGAUCGAUAAGUCUAUAAUAUUUUUACUUUAGACACCGCGAAUCGAAAUGGAAAUGAAAGUUACGAGUUUCGAAAAAAUGCUAAAAUAACGAGAAAACGAAUCGAUCUUAUUUCUUCGAUCUUUUCGAAUCCCUGAUUCGUUUCACAUCGCAAGUAACAAAUCUGUAAAUGAAACGAGGGAAAAAAUGCUCUUACCUUUUCUUUUCUCCCCUUUCGUUCUUUAAUGCGAAUUUAGUUGUUAGAAAAUCAUUUUAGAAGUAGAACGUAUAUAUAGAGGUAAUCAGACCGUCCGUACGUGGUAGCUACGAAGGAUUUAUAGAUAAAGGUUUCUUCUGAAUACACAUGGCACAGAAAUAAAGAGAAAGAGAGAGAGAGAGAGAGAGAGAGAGAGAGAGAGAAAGAGAGACGCGAAAGAAAGGACGAUGAGCACGAUGAUGCGAUGUAAAUAAAGAAUAUUUUUUGCGUUACUUUACAUACAUACUUGCAAAACGGUGAUGAAGGAAAAAGUAAAAAAGAAAAGAGAGAAAGAAAGAUUAAUUACCUCUUAGAGAGUUGUAAAUAUACGCUUGUAAUUUAAGUUAGUGCUUAAAAAAAAUUAGAAAAACAAGAAACUGAAAGAAAGAGAAAAACAAGAGAUAGUCAGUGAUCUAUUGUCUUAUCGCGAGUACGAUUACAAAAAUAAGGAAUAUUUUAUCCGCGCGUAUAAAAAUCCUUUGGACUUUCGCAAAACGCUUUUAAUUACAUGUUUUUCAAAUACAUAGAUACAUAAAUACGUCGACAUGUACCGUUAUGGCAUGGAAUCGACCUGUAUCAUUUAUCGAGUAAGGUAUUUUAAAUUUAAAAUUAUUAGUCGAACAUAAACGCGGGGAUUGAUCGUGAAAAAUGUUCGUUUCAUGAUUCGCAAGGCUCCUCCACUCUUAUUAUAUGACCUUCCUUUUGUAGCGCUCACACGACGACGUAUACAUGCACGUAUACAUAAUACCCACACACGUAUGCAACACGCCGCAAAGAAAGAAAGAAAAGUAAAGAAGGAGAGAGAGAGAGAGAGAGAGAGAGAGAGAGAGAAGUAGAGAAAUGAAAAGCAAAAAACACAUUAAAAUUUUUCGAAAAACGAAAAAUUAGCGUGCAAUAAUUGUUAAGACGUUCAAUAUAUCAAACGUGUAUUUUUGAUGAUGUACGAAUCCAAUUUUCUUCCAUUAAGAAGAGGAGAGAGAGAAAGAGAGAGAGAGAGAGGGAGAGAAAGAAAGAGAGAGAGAGAGAGAGAGAGAGAGAGAAAACGUCGUUUGAUUUAACCCUCGCUAUUUUUCUUCUUUUUCCUUUUUCUUUCUACUUUUCAUUCAUCUCGCCUGUGAAUCGCAUUAUUGUAGAGCAGAGUUUGGAAACUUUACACAAACGAUCGUAUUAACCGAGUGACAAUCCAGCGAUUCGUUUCCAAGGGCGACAAAAAAAGAAAAAGAAAAAAGGAAAGUCUUUAAUUACUCUACACGUACGAUCAAUGAUCCAUUGAUCCUUCUCCUUGAUUCUUCAUCGAAUUCUUCAUCUAUGAUUCGAUAACAAAAAGAAAAAAAGAAAAAGAAGUAGAAAAAAAGAGUGCAUGGAAUUAUGUUUUAUGGACGUAAUGCCUUUUUUUAUUCUUGUUUUUCGUUUUCCGAAACCGUUCACUUCGUUGAAAUAAUUCAAAGUGUGUCCAUAAGAGAUAUGAUAAAAAGAACAAGACAAAAAGAAUAAUGAAAUAAAUAAAACACUUAAAAAAGAAAGAAAAUAGGAAAGAAAAGAGAAACAGAAACAUAGAAAAUUAUAUUUGGUAUGAAAAUAAAAGUGAGUUAUAUG